CUGUCAAAUGGUUUGUUUUGCGUCUGGUGGGGGUGAAGAACCCAAACAGGACACCUUCCUUCUGAAGGGUGAAAUUUUUCCUUCUUCCAGACUAGCAGUAGCAUUUAUUUGUCAAUUUAAGGUAGAAAAAGUUCGUAAAUUUAGAAGCAAUCUGUAGCCUUUCAAGUAGAUUUUCGGUUAGUCCAUUCCGAGGAGUUCAAAAUGCGUUGUGCCGUAUGUAAUUACUACACCUGGAGUUACUUCAUUGCGUUCGGGGAGAUUUUCGUCUCGUUCAAAGUAGCGUCGGCACUGCUGGCAUGUGCCCGGAUUAGCGAGCUGGACAGGGACAUCGGAUGCUACGAUGUGGAACCGAUAUUUGUACUGCUGGUUUUGUACAACUUUCUUUCGCUAAUGCUUAUCAUCGGAGUGGCAAAGCGCAUGGAAAAGCUGCUCCAAAUCUACCAGACCUGCACGAUCACCCUGAAGGCAUCGGCCGUCGUACGUCGGGCGGUCCUGUCCGCGACCGAGUACGACGAGUCCAAUAUGGAGAAAACCGUCGCCGAGAUGAAACUGGUCAUCAUGUUCACCUUAAUCUUCACCCUGGAAGCCCUGGUAGUGGCGGGAGCUGUUCGAAAAAUACGAAGAGAACAGCAGGAACCACAAUACUACAUAGACGUCGUCUAGGAGUCCUUUCGCCGUCCGAACCGUGGAGAUCCUCCACGAGAUUGUGUGUCAAAGUUUCCGGCCGAAAGAGGAGCAGUUAUUCCUGGAGUGUCCUUCCGUUGUGUGUGACCCAUACUUUUGUGGACUGAGGAGGCAGAAGAUGCAGUGCAGUAGUAAAUCCUUACAACUUACUAACUUAUCUCCGUUUUUUCGUCCUGACAAUAUAUACACAUUAUAUAUAUUUACAUUGUAACAUUUAUACGGCUCGACCCCCCAAAACUUAUGCGCAGACAAGCAAGAAUACAAACCCCGUAGAAUGCUUUCCAGGUCAAUUUAGUGGGGACACACCCGCGCGCGUGUCCAGUAGAAAUUUAUAGCGGUACAACUACAAUAGUGAUAACGUUUAACAAUUUUCGCCAAUUCCGAAAUGAACGCUUGAUUUAAAAAAAAAACUAACAAA
Messenger RNA from Culex quinquefasciatus (southern house mosquito), 1102 nucleotides. RefSeq lists its product as uncharacterized. The record is from RefSeq and is a predicted model, not a curated record. Bases 202 to 663 code for a protein of 153 amino acids. NCBI's taxonomy places the organism in Eukaryota, Metazoa, Arthropoda, Insecta, Diptera, Culicidae. The transcript is spliced from 4 exons.